CCCCACUUUGCUUACUGGUUAAUCCUCUUCAUUCGGUCCAGCGCAGCAACUCCACUCCAAUCCGAGGAAAGCCCGAAAAGCGUGAAAGAGGAAAAGUCGUGGGGGCUGUCGGAUGGAGCGUCCUGUAGCGCACCACCACGCGCCUCCACUUCCCCAAAAGGGCGAGGGCGGGCGGAAUGCUGCCGCUUUUUGCACAGCUCGUAUCGAGAGUUGAAUCCCAACCCGCCUUUUGAAUCUCUCUCUCUCUUCUCUCGUCAUGCGCCUUCUUCUACAGGGAGAGAUAUGAUUGGUCGGUCCUCCUCGGCUGGUGCUGGUGCUGGUGCUGGUGCCGGUGCUGGUGCUGGUGCCGAUCUUAGGGGCAUAAAAAUCAACCGUCCGUCAUGGUCCUCGAGCGUUCCGAAUUUCCCCCAAAUUGACGACCCUUUUGCCUCCCUCUCCCUCUCCCUCUCCCUCUCCCUCUGUUCUCCGCAUUUCUUGUCUCCCCUGACCUAGCGCUCCUCCUUGGUGUGCGGCGCACUCGCUCGGAUUUGGCGGCGAUUCGAAAUGCGGAUCGACUGUUGAUGUUGAUUCUCGGCUUCUCUUUCCGGGGCUGUGGUGAUCUCAGGAUGGUUAGGUGUGCUGCGGGAUACUCACUGAAUCUGAUGGAUAACCUCUUUCGAUAUCUUGUGGUUGGAUUCUUGUGGGUUCCAUUCAGGACUGUACUUGUGAGGGGUCUCUGUGGUUUUGUGGAUUGACUGAUCGCUGCUCGAAGAAUCCUGUGUUUGCUUUGAUUUGUUUCGUGAGCAUGUUAGGAAGAUCUUUUCUCUAACUUGAUUUAGAAGCACAAGCUGGAGUUAAGACAGCCGAAAGUGAAAUUUGUGGGAGAAGCUCUUUUAAAAGCACUGUCAAUGGACAGCCAGAGUCCAUGGACAAAAAUGAACAGCCAUCAUCCAUCGACAUUGUUGUCCAUGGACUCUGGCUUUUUGUCUCACGAUGAAUUGGAGAGAGAGAUACAUGGCUCGAUCAUCCAUGGUGGACCACCUGAUAUCAAUCUCCCUUUGUCAUCAAGGCCUAGUCCGCCUCCUGUAGCUUGGAACAACCCCUGUGAUAUUUUAGAUGUUGGUUUGGGAACCCAAAUUUGUGAAACAGAGAUGACUGUUAAUAUCCCAAAAGUGGGGCGUAAAAGCAACAAGCGCAUUGAUAGUGUGUGGGGCGCCUGGUUUUUCUUUAGUUUCUACUUCAAGCCCGUGUUGAAUGAAAAGUCCAAGUCCAAAAUAGUUAAGGACCGUAAUGGUGUGUCCAGCUUUGAGAAAUCAGACUUGCACCUCGAUGCUUUCUUGGUUCAGCAUGAUAUGGAAAACAUUUACAUGUGGGUUUUUAAGGAAAGGCCUGAAAAUGCUCUUGGCAAGAUGCAGCUGAGAAGUUAUAUGAAUGGGCAUAGUCGGCAAGGGGAGCGUCCAUUUCCCUUUAGUGUGGAUAGGGGUUUUGUACGUUCUCACAGGAUGCAGAGGAAGCACUACCGCGGCCUCUCCAAUCCCCAGUGUGUUCAUGGGAUUGAAAUUGUUCGGACACCCAAACUUGCGGGUCUUGAUGAGCGAGAGCUGAAGAGGUGGAUGGAAUUGACUGGCAGAGAUGUAAACUUUUCCAUUCCUAUGGAAGCUAGUGACUUCAGUUCCUGGAGAAAUCUUUCAAGCACUGAUUUUGAGCUUGAGCGGCCACUCCCUUCGUCAAAGAGCAACACAAAUCACCACUCUAGGAAGUUGCUCAAUGGCUGUGGUUUAAAUCUGUCUACCCAGCCAUCGGACCAUAGUAAUGGUGAUGUAGUGGAUCUGUCGCCCGUUCGCAACAAAAGGAAGAAAGACUAUUCUCCAAAUGGAAAUAGUGAUGACUUAAAUUUAUCAAAUGGUUCUCAUUCUGACAGAGGUUUGGAUCUGAAAAUUUACUCGGUUGAGCCAUCGUGGUUUAAUGAAUUUACUGGGGUCAUGAAGAAUGUCUGUGGCCCUGCUACAGCAGCGAAAACGAUAUAUGAAGAUGAUGAAGGGUUUCUGAUCAUUGUUAGCUUGCCUUUCGUAGAUCUUCAUAGGGUAAAAGUUACAUGGAAGAACAUUAAUUCACAUGGGAUUGUGAAGAUAUCCUGUGUUAGUACAGCUUGCAUACCUUUUAUAUCAAGACACAAGAGGACCUUUAAGCUAACAGAUCCAACACCGGAGCACUGCCCUCCAGGAGAGUUCAUUAGAGAGAUUCCCCUCCCAGCCCGUAUUCCAGAAGAUGCUAAGUUGGAAGCAUAUUGUGAUGAGACAGGGACAUUGCUUGAGAUCAUUGUACCCAAGCAUCAUUCAGGACCUGAAGAACAUGAGGUUCGUGUAUGCUUCCAGCCCCUCCACUUGGAGUGAUUGACCUGUGGUCAGCCCAGAGGAGGGAUUAGCACAUGUCCGGUUUGGCAUUAUUGUGGUUGCUGCUUCGUUGUUAACUUAGAUAAUUUCAUAGUAGACAUAUAGAUUGAAGUCUGUACUGUCUCUGGACGAUGUGCUUGUCUUUGUACUUCUUUAAUUAUCGAUUCUCAACUCCCAUCGCCUGACGCAUUCUUUUAUGUGAAUAUUUUGUUGAGACAGUGAUGGGGCAAAUUCAUUUCCCACCUGGUGAGAAGGUGGUUCCAGGCGCUUCUUAA
This is a messenger RNA of Eucalyptus grandis, 2647 nucleotides long. RefSeq lists its product as uncharacterized. NCBI's taxonomy places the organism in Eukaryota, Viridiplantae, Streptophyta, Magnoliopsida, Myrtales, Myrtaceae. The transcript is spliced from 2 exons. Bases 888 to 2372 code for a protein of 494 amino acids. The record is from RefSeq and is a predicted model, not a curated record.